Messenger RNA from Oncorhynchus masou masou (cherry salmon), 2855 nucleotides. It is a transcript of the gene slc25a17, whose product is annotated as solute carrier family 25 member 17. The transcript has 9 exons. Gene Ontology annotation, molecular function: FMN transmembrane transporter activity; NAD transmembrane transporter activity; coenzyme A transmembrane transporter activity. Lineage: Eukaryota; Metazoa; Chordata; Actinopteri; Salmoniformes; Salmonidae. The record is from RefSeq and is a predicted model, not a curated record. Bases 711 to 1664 code for a protein of 317 amino acids. Gene Ontology annotation, cellular component: peroxisomal membrane. Gene Ontology annotation, biological process: transport.
GACAUGAGACUUGCACAGAGAUUACAUUUGCUCCAUAACAGACAUGAGCCUUCCUCCCCUCAGCAGCCUAGAAUAACUAACACAUUGUUCUAUCUGCAGUACCGUUUCUUUGGACAGGCCUGAGAUGCGUUCAGUUCCCUUGAACGUUUUCUACGUUGCGGAACGGUUUGUACUGAACGACACGUUUACCCACAACGUCCUUGAGCAGACUUUGAGGUACGUUUGGUGGGUGUGGCUUGAAGUAUUGAGUGUUUUUAAAGGGCAGUGCGGACGGCGUUCCCCAAUCAAAUACAGUACAGUAUGACACAAACCCAUCCGCGUUCUUCACCUGGUCAUUCAGUCAAGCACCGUUUCCGUUCAAUUGAGCGUUCCAGAACUUAAAACCAUACUGAACGCAAACCUGCUGUUUCAUUUGUUUGAAUGACAAAAGGAAAAGCCAGUCAAAUGACCAAGCGGAAUCACAUAUUGCCCAAUCACCUUAUUGGGAAAGGGGACUCUAUCUACCAUUGGCUAUACGAACGACCUGGAUGUAAAACGAGCGAGAAGCGCAUUCUGGGUUAAUGUCUAUGACAAACAAUCACAAGAGUUCAGCUGCGUAAUUGUUUUCUGGAAUGAACUGGGGGAAAAAACUAUAUCUAUUCCCUAACUAUUGUGCAUAGUGGACUGAAAACAAAACUGUCAAGUUUACAUUUGUAUCUACCGCAAUCAAAAUGAGCACUGAAGCCUUUCGAUUUGCUGAAGUUUUCUCGUACGAAAGCUUGGUGCAUGCAAUGGCAGGAGCAGCGGGGAGUGUGACGGCAAUGACAGUUUUCUUCCCACUUGACACUGCAAGACUACGGCUGCAAGUGGAUGAGAAGAGGAAAGCCAGGUCCACUCCUGCCAUUCUGUCAGAGAUUGUCAAGGAAGAAGGGUUGCUGGCGCCCUACAGGGGCUGGCUCCCAGUGAUCUGCAGUCUCUGCUGUUCCAACUUCGUCUACUUCUACUGCUUCCACAGCCUGAGAGCCAGCUGGCUCCGGGGACACAAGUCAACUCCAAGCAGAGACCUGCUAAUGGGCAUUGCUGCAGGUGUAGUGAACGUGCUUGUGACCACUCCGCUGUGGGUGGUCAACACACGACUCAAGCUUCAAGGAGCAAAGUUUCGCAAUGCAGACAUCCAUCCCACUAACUACUCAGGCAUCAUGGAUGCCUUUGUGCAGAUCAUUGAGGACGAAGGGGUGGGGGCCCUGUGGAACGGGACAUUCCCUUCUCUCCUGCUGGUGCUCAACCCGGCUGUCCAGUUCAUGAUCUAUGAAGGCCUGAAGAGGCAGCUGAGAAGCUUGGUUCACAGAGAGCUGUUGUCUCUGGAGAUAUUUCUGAUUGGUGCCGUAGCCAAAGCAGUGGCCACCACAUUCACAUACCCACUACAGACUGUACAGUCCAUCCUGAGGUUUGGUCAACACAAGCAGCACACAGACAGAUCACCAUUGCUGAACAGCCUGAGAAGUGUGAUGUAUCUGGUUAUCAAUAGAGUGAGGAAGUAUGGCAUGCUGGGCCUGUUCAAAGGCCUGGAAGCUAAACUCCUGCAGACCGUCCUGACCGCUGCCCUCAUGUUCCUGCUCUACGAGAAGAUAGCCAGCAGCACCUUCAGUGUCAUGGGAGUGAAGAGGCCUGCUUCCAGCCACUAGCCUGUCUGUGACAUCAGAUAUCCGAUGCCAUAUGUCUCCCCUUGGCCAUAACCCCUCAAUGUUGGCAUGUAUAAAGGGUCUGGGUCGGUAUAAGCAGUGUAGCUAAGGGUAAAUCUUCCACCAUAUUUCUUCCACCUUACAGACAUGCAAGCGUGAAAUGGUUAGGGGCAAAGGGAGGGGAAGGAAUCGAACUGAGACCAGCUGAGACUGUACCAGAGAUAUUAGAGAGAGGAUGAAAUGGGAGUCCCAUUGGGCAAUGAAUGUAGGAAUGUAUAACGCUUCACCCAGUAGACUCACGGUGCAUUCUGGGCGAUUCUGGGACAAGGAGAGCUCUCCUUCAAGGAGUGAAUGGCAGUCAAUUUGGCGCUAGCUCAAAACCACAAAAUUAACAUGAAUAACCCUUUUCAUAACCUUAGCCUAAUUAUCCUAACCUGCUACGUAAAUUCUCCUAACCUGCUACGAAAAACGAAAUCUGAUGUUAAUUUUACAAAAGCUUGAUCCCUUCUAGCCAUAGCUGAGCUCUCCUUGUCCCAGGUUUUUUGUCUAUUUAUUUUUCUAGAACUGCCAAUUUUGUGGAAGUAGACACCACUUGUUCCUCAGACUCCUGUGGAUUUCAUCGUUUUGUACUUUUCAAUGUUCUAAGAUUAAUUUGUGGAUUUAGUUAAGCAGCUAUUUUGUGAUGCAUUGUUGCUCUUGUCAAAUCACUGGGAAAUGUUUUCAUUCUGUCAUUAAUUGGCUCUCUGACAAACGUGUUGAAUAAUUAAGGGAUGUAUUUUAAAAUAUUUUUUUGUCCAAUAUGAUGGAUGGAUAAUUCACCAACAUUUCAGAUUUUCAAAGGUUGAUAGAAAUAAAAUCUUGCUGCUCAAAUAAGUACAUUUUAGCUUUUUUGACCAUAUGCUUUCAUCUCCUUCAGCCAGCUCUCUGAGAGAGAAGAAAGACUGGUACCAGGUUAAAUAUGCAUCAACAAUUGUCGUUUCAAGAUUGUCAUUUAAAAAAAAUCGUUUUUUUCCCUCUGAUUUGCGUACUUUUACUGAUGUGGAGCGUUGUUUUAUUUUUUUUACAGUAAUAUAAUUUUGGACCAGUAGAUGAGGUCACAGCCCCAUAAAAAAAGGUUUAAAAUGUAGUGUUUAAUGCGGUGCUAUAUGUUAACUUGAUUUGUUUGUUUUGAUUAAACGUCUAUUUUUAUCCACA